Messenger RNA from Oncorhynchus masou masou (cherry salmon), 2092 nucleotides. Its product is annotated as proteinase-activated receptor 3-like. Gene Ontology annotation, biological process: thrombin-activated receptor signaling pathway; phospholipase C-activating G protein-coupled receptor signaling pathway; blood coagulation. The record is from RefSeq and is a predicted model, not a curated record. Gene Ontology annotation, molecular function: thrombin-activated receptor activity. Gene Ontology annotation, cellular component: plasma membrane. NCBI's taxonomy places the organism in Eukaryota, Metazoa, Chordata, Actinopteri, Salmoniformes, Salmonidae. The transcript has 2 exons. Bases 143 to 1246 code for a protein of 367 amino acids.
UAACUCACUGAGAAAAUCUUGAUAGAAGUACAGAGACUUCUUGACAGAGAUGUGACCUGCCCAGACAUCAGGAACGAUCUGCCCAUAUUGUCGAUAGCUGAAGUUGAUUAUUUCAAAGGACUAUCUAUCCGGACAAAUAGCAAUGGGGAAACUUUUGCUAUUUUUAUUGGUUUCUUUUCUUUUGCUGGAUGUGACAUUUCAAUCCAAAGGGAAAAGGGCCAAGAAAUCCAAGUGCAACAUCACUGUAAUUCCCAGAACAUUUAAAGGAGAAAUCAUACAGUUAAAGUCUGUCUCUCUCCCUAAUGCCUGCCAACAGACACAGACACAGCAAGCACCCCAUUAUUCUGCCCCCCCCACUGCCUCUGCUCCUACCCCUCCGGCGCUGUUGUUGCUAAGCAACGACACCGCGGUGUACCUCACCGGCCCCCUGAGCAGGUGGGUCAUCCCCAGUUUUUACAUGCUGGCCAUUGUCGUGGGGAUCCCGGCCAACGUCGCCAUCUUGUCCACCGUGGCCAUUGAAGUCAGGAGGGUGUCGUCAGCCAUCCUCUACUGCAGCCUGGCCAUCUCCGACCUCUUCCUCCUCCUCUCCCUCGUCUUCAAGGCCCACUACCAUCUCCACGGCAACCACUGGGUGUUCGGCGAGACUGCCUGCCGCAUCGUCACAGCCUGUUUCUACGGCAACCUGUACUGCUCGGCACACACACUAGCCUGUAUUAGCGUCAAACGUUACCUGGCCGUGGUGCGCCCGUUUCUCUACAAGAGCCUCCCCAAGAGGGCCUAUACCGCCUGGGCCAGCGUGGUUGUUUGGGGGGUGUUUGGGGCUGCUGUCAUACCCGAGCUCCUGGUCCGGCAGAGCUACCACCUCCCUCAGCUAGGCCUCACUACUUGCCAUGAUGUUCUUCCACUGGACUACAGCUCCCAUGCUCCUCUGCUCUACUACAAGCUGGGCCUGACCUUUCUGGGUCUACUAGUCCCACUGGUGGUCACGGCUGUGUGUUAUGCACGGAUAGUCCGAGAACUCAACCACUCACACCACGACUGGGCGCUGUAUGUCAAGGCUACCUCGCUGGUGUUUGUGAUUUUUGUGGCAUGUUUCGGCCCCGCCGGGACCCUCCACUUCCUGCAUUAUGUGCGUCUGUUGGCGGGUGUAGAGGACAGCUUCUACGGCUACUUCAAUGUGGCAGUGUGUCUGUGCUGUCUGCAUGCCUGUCUGGACCCAUUCCUCUUCCUCCUUAUGUCGAAAUAAACCGGAUCCAAACUCCACUUCAUGACUCUGAGCAUCUCCACCUGAAUCCUAAUCUGGAACAAAAGUAAAAAAUAAUCCACAUUUAUUCCAUGAUCUUCAAGGGGAAGACCAUGAGCAUCCCCACCUGAAUUUGACGUAACCUGGAUUAGAAUUUGGGUCAGGCCUAAAUUUGGGUCAGCCACUUCAAUCUAGAUAUCAACUAUGUGACUGACUAUUGGAAGAUAAGGCCAGAAACUGGAUCAGGGUUUGAGACAGUUAUAGAUCUCAGUGAGGUUUCUCAUCUCAGAUCCAGUUUCAUAUGUGAAAUCGGUUUAGAUCUGUGUGUGACUCUUUUUUCUUUUUUUAACCCUUAUUUUACUAGGUAAAUUGACUGAGAACACAUUCUCAUUUACAGCAAAGACCUGGGGAGUAGUUACAGGGGAGAGGAGAGGGGAUGAAUGAGUCAAUUGGCAAUUUGUUGUUGGCAAGUCAUAAACGGGACCCUUCCAACCACAAACAGAGAGAGGAACGUCAACUACUGUAUCAAUGCUGGGACUCUGAGUAGACUGGACUGGAAUUCUGUGUGUGUGUGUGUGUGUGCGUGUGUGUGCGUGUGUGUGUGUGGGGGGGGGGGGGGGGCUAUAUAUGUCUAUUGUAUGUGUUGUUUACUUACAAAACCUAUUAAAAAUGUUUUUAAUGAUACAUGUGAAAUAUUUACAUUUGGCCAAAUAAUGUAUACAUUCCAACAUAUAUUACAGAAUGUACUUCAAAUGUAAAUACAGGGCCUUCAGAAAGGAUUCACGCCUCUUGACUGUUUCCACAUUUUGUUGUGUUACAAAGUGGGAUUAAAAUGUAUUUAAUUGUGAA